AUUCGAAAUUUAACUUUUCGGGCGAUUUUUGAGCCACUUUGCUUCUCGUAAUAUCAAAUACCUCAAAAUGAGCGCCUGGAGACAAGUUGGUCUUAAUUACAUAAACUAUUCCAACAUUGCCGCUAAGGUUCUCCGACGAUCUUUGAAGCCCGAAUUACGCGCAGAGGCUAUGAAACGAGAUGAAUCCCAUGUUCGGAUCACCCCUUGGGCUGACGGCAGGCCAGCUCAUUUGAAACAGGCCGCUGCCAAGUAAAGGGUGGAGCAAUAGAGCAGCAUGCAAGAUCACCAGGAAUUAUUUAAACAGAUUAUGGUAGAGUUUAAGUUAAAUAAAAAAUGUUCUAAAUAAAUUUGGAUAUUUUUUCCCA
This is a messenger RNA of Manduca sexta (tobacco hornworm), 365 nucleotides long. RefSeq names its product protein stunted (gene sun). Gene Ontology annotation, biological process: proton motive force-driven mitochondrial ATP synthesis. The transcript has 3 exons. Bases 68 to 253 code for a protein of 61 amino acids. The record is from RefSeq and is a predicted model, not a curated record. Gene Ontology annotation, molecular function: proton-transporting ATP synthase activity, rotational mechanism. Gene Ontology annotation, cellular component: mitochondrial inner membrane. NCBI's taxonomy places the organism in Eukaryota, Metazoa, Arthropoda, Insecta, Lepidoptera, Sphingidae.